AUGACCCAGCAGGGUAAAAACACCGCCGGUUUGCUUUCAAUUCCGGCGGCAGCCACCCAGAAAUCUGGCUCUGGUGCACCCGCAAAGAAAGCGCCCAAACCCCCAGCGCCCCGUCUCAAACUGCUCAUUCGACGCCUACCACCGGGGCUAACCCAGGCAGAGCUGGAAAACGCUUUGGGUCAACAGUGGAAAGUCGGAGCAGGAAAAGUUGACUGGCUUCAAUUCAAGCCUGGCAAGGUGUCGAAAGACCCCGCCAAACCAUCUCGUCCAUCUAGGGCUUACAUCCACGUUGUGUCGUCCGAAUGUGUCAAUGCACUCUCCGAUACUGUACGAAAUGCCUCUAUCCAGGAUGCCCGCAACACUCUCCACGAUCCCAUCCUGCUCGGACCUCCUUCGCUGGAGUUUGCACCCUAUGCCAAAACACCCGGCAGUCGCUCGCGCAAAGAUGCACGCCAGGGUAUGAUAGAUCAGGAUGCAGACUUCAUUGCUUUCCUGGAAAGCUUGACUCAGCCAAUCACCCGACCUGCUGGUGUCGACGCCCCAGCUGAUGGUGAGGAAAAGAAGAAAGAAGCGAUGACGACAACCCCUCUUGUUCAGUACAUCAAGGACAAGAAAGCGAGCAAGUCAAAGGAUGGAUCAGGAUCCAGGUCCAAGCACAGUCGGGCCGAAAAAGAGUCCAAGCAAGAGAAAGUGCAAGCUAAGAAACUGUUACAGCGGGGUGACAAGGAGAACAUUGCAGCCUCUUCAGACAAAAAGGGCAAGGGUGAAAAGCCGAGCAGCAAGGAAUCCGCAAAGGCAGCGAAGGCAAGCGCUACCAAUGCGAAGGCAGGCAAGUCUAAUGCAGCAGCCAACUCCACGAAAGAACCCACCAGUGCACCUGAAAUGAAACGAGAGCGCGGAAACCCUACAGUGGCGACCAAGAUCCUCCAACGCGAUCUUGGAUUAUCGACUUCAGGCGGACGGCGACGCGGCAAAGGUGCUGCCGCCGAAGCUACGUCUUCCAAAAACGAUUCCCCGCGAGAAUCACCUGCCCCCACGAACGAUGCGCCCAAGAAAGAACCCAAGUCCGCCAAGAACACACAGGCUACGUCUAAUGCCGGAAAAGGAAAAGAUAGCGAAUCUUCUACAAAAGCCGAUACAACCUCUGCGCCUGCAAACCCACCUGCCAAGUCUUCCAAGGGCAACAAAUCCAAGGCUCAAUCUACUGCGAAGCAGGCGUUCCUCAAACACGCCAACCCAUCGCAAGGAGUGACCGAAGCCCUUCUCGAAUCUGCAUUUGGGUCAUUCGGGGCAGUCACCAAGGUUGAAAUCGACAAGAAGAAAGGAUUUGGAUACGUUGAUUUCGCAGAGCCGGACGGGCUUCGAAAGGCCAUCGCUGCCAGUCCUGUCUCUGUUGCGCAGAGUCAAGUGGUGGUGCUGGAGCGCAAGGAAAACCCCGGCAGUGAGAAAUCUCGCAAAGGUCGCGAGGCCAAUGCAAACAAGACCAAGGCGCCUGCUGAGCCAUCCGCCCCUGCGAACGCUGGAGCUGGCAAUGCAGGCUCAGGCAAUACUGGAGGCAAUACCGGAUCCUCACGUGGAUCCCGUGGAGGACGAGGCUCACGGAACAAAGGACCUAAGGGAGCUGCAGCUUCGGAGAAGACUGCGACUGAGGCAAAGUAA
This is a messenger RNA of Penicillium salamii, 1659 nucleotides long. NCBI's taxonomy places the organism in Eukaryota, Fungi, Ascomycota, Eurotiomycetes, Eurotiales, Aspergillaceae. The record is from the annotation of a GenBank genome assembly.